Messenger RNA from Oryzias latipes (Japanese medaka), 1060 nucleotides. RefSeq names its product thiamine triphosphatase (gene thtpa). The record is from RefSeq and is a predicted model, not a curated record. Gene Ontology annotation, biological process: thiamine diphosphate metabolic process; thiamine metabolic process; dephosphorylation. Gene Ontology annotation, molecular function: thiamine triphosphate phosphatase activity; magnesium ion binding. Lineage: Eukaryota; Metazoa; Chordata; Actinopteri; Beloniformes; Adrianichthyidae.
CAUUAUGCCUGUUCAAAAUUAAAGUUCCUGCCGUGGGAGCAGCUCGGUGUUUCAUCCUGUCGCUCAGUUUUUAAAGUUUAAUACUUAAUAAAUUGGAUUAAAACAAAUAAAGGCAUCAAAUGUGAAGAUGAGUGUGGAAGUGGAAAGAAAAUUUUUAUGCAGUGAAGACACCCUAAAAAUACUUGAGAAGAUUGGAGUUUGCAUUGGCCAGCGUGAGUUUCAGGACCAGUAUUUUGACUCUCCUGGGUUUGAGCUGACUUUGAGAGAUUUCUGGCUGCGCAAACGGAAAGGAUGCUGGGAGUUGAAGUGCCCGAUCUCAACAGGAGAGCCGAGCGAAGAGCAAUCUCUGGCAGCAAAGCUGUGUACCCAGUACAAGGAGAUAACCAAUCUGCCUGAAAUUCAGCAGAGAGUGAAGAAGGUCAUAAAAGGCACAUGUGGAGACCGAGACACAGAGACCGCCUCCUUACAGGAAGAUGAGCUGUGGCUGAGACAACUCAAUCUGGUAUGCUUUGCAGAGUUUACAACAGUGCGCCGGUCAUUCACUUUAGAGGAGGGGGUGCAGAUAGAUCUGGACCAGGCUGACUUUGGUUAUCACGUGGGAGAGAUAGAGGUCCUCAUACCAGAAGGAGGUGAUGUGCAUUCUGCUCAAGAGAAGAUCAGAAAUGCCGCUCAAAAACUGGGCCUUAAUGGGGAUGAGCGAGUGGAAGGAAAAAUGAAUGUUUAUCUUAAAAGAUAUCACCCAGAGCACUACGCAAAGCUUCUAAGUGCACAUGUUUUGUAAACAUUAUGCACUAAAUAAUUAUUAGCUUUGGUUAAUCAUUAAAAAUGUGAAAUGUAUGUUUGGUAAAUAAAUUAACCUAAGAUAACUGAAUUUGAAAACUCUUCUAUGGGAAAGAACAUCUCAGUUAAUCUGAUAUAGUGAUUCCUCAGGAAUAAGAUUCAAGCUGUUAUGACUGUUUAACUUGGUGUUAAACGACAUCUUACUGUGCAUCACUGUGGGUUGUCUGGUCACUUUAAGAUGAACAAAAUUCUAAUUAAUAAACCUGUGUUUCUGACUGUU